AUGUACCACAACCCGAACUCGGCCACGAAAGAGCGCUCCUCCAACGACGGCUACUACUCUUCCUCCGAUGGCGACUCAGAAGCCUCCUUCUCACCCCCGUCCUCCGAGGGAUCUAGAAACGUAUCCGAAUCGUAUCCCGCGCGGCCGCUGCUUGUUCCCAAGAGGAAUAAUCAGAGACCGACCCCUCAGCGGUCGGCGAGCUUCUAUCCGUAUAGGCUACCGCCGCGGAUUGUUCGCUACGUUGUCUUUGCGAUAGUCGGGCUGAUUAUUCUCAUGAUUGGCACGCUGAUCCGGGCGAGUCAAGUGGAGAACUGGAAGGUCGCCAAUGGCCAGGUGAACAGUCGACCGGCGCCUCCUCCGCUGUGGGAGAAGUUCCCUUUCCUCGAGCGGUACUAUGGCGGUAUACGCACCUUGGUUCCUUUGAACGAGAACAAGCCCGAGUAUCCCAAGUCCAAUGAGCCCGCGCCACCCGCCCAGAGCGCUUCGGACAGCAAGGUGGAGGAUCGCGAAAAGGACUUCCCCGUCAGCCACUCUUGGGACGACUACCACGGACGGAGUAACGACUCUGAUAUCAAGGAGUGCUUUCUUGAUGCUGCCGGCAAGAUUCGCCCACCUCCCCUUCGAUAUUACAACGGCCGACCAAGCGGUUUCCCGCUGCACGUCAUUGGCUCUUAUGAGGUCCUCAAUCUGCCCGAAGAAGUCUGCUUUGAGAGAUACGGCAAGUUUGGCCCAUAUGGGUUCGGUUAUUCUGUCCGCACUGGAGGCUUAGGCACGGGAGAACACCUCGAAAACGAGGACGCGGAAUCUGUUUGGGGCUCUGGCUCUCGAGUGGAUUAUCGCGAGGUUGACUGGGCGGAUGUUCAACGACGCUGCUUCCAGGCUAACGUCGGUCGAUACAAGGAGUUGCCGGCCAAGACACCAUCUCCCCAGGGCUUCUAUGUUGGUAGCUUGAAGGCGGCAAAGGUCCAAUUGCGAGACUCUCAGUCGAACGACAAGGACAAGACGGCGGCCGCGGCUGAUUCCGCGUCGGGUAAACAAGUGGCCAAGCAAUCACGAACCGCCGUUGUCAUCAGAUGCUGGGAUGAAUUCGUGUUCCGCGAAGAUGAUUUUGCGAACCUUCGAUCCAUGAUUUCCGAGCUUUCGCUGGCUUCCGGGGGCCGAUACGACGUUCAUCUACUGGUGCAAGUGAAGAAUGACGCAAAGCACCCUGUCUGGGCCGACCACGAAAUCUACGAACAGCGGAUUAGAGACGCGAUCCCGAAGGAGUUUCAGGGGCUAGUGACGCUCUGGACUGAGACGCAAAUGCUCUCUCUGUACCAAGGCAUAUACGACUUGUUCAGCCGCGGCCCAGAGCUUCCAGUGCACGGCGUUUACCGUGGCCUCACCAUGGCUAUGCAGCACUUUGCCUAUCUGCACCCCGAGUACGACUAUUUCUGGCAGUGGGAGAUGGACAUCCGCUACACCGGCCACUACUACGACCUGCUCUCCAAGCUCGAGAAUUGGUCGAAAGCUCAGCCGCGGAAGGGGCUGUGGGAACGGAAUUCGCGCUACUACUUCCCCCAUGUUCACGGCACGUGGGAGGACUUUUCGCAGAUGGCUCGAGUGCAGAGCGAAAUGGGGACUCCUGGGGCCGACAAUGUCUGGAAGAACGUGCCCGGCCUCGACGGCCAGCCUCCGGAGGCGGCCACCAAGAAGAAGAUCAAGACGGUCUGGGGCCCUAUCCGACCUGCCGAUGAGAAGGACUGGUUCGAGGCUGAAAAGGAUCCCCGCCCGCCGUCUUCGUACGACUCUGACCAUUACCAAUGGGGCGUUGGUGAGGAGGCGGACUUGAUCACUCUGAACCCCAUCUUUGACCCCGAGGGUACCACAUGGGGCCUGAAGGACGACAUCACGGGCUACAACCGCUCUCUGCCGUUACCCCCUCGACGAGCCAGCAUCAUCACCACGUCUCGAAUGUCAAGGCGCCUCCUCAUGACCAUGCACAGGAUGACGGCGCACAAGAAGCAGUUUGCCUUCCCCGAGAUGUGGCCCGCGACGGUUGCUCUCCAGCACGGAUACAAGGCCGUCUACGCACCACACCCAGUCUAUGUGGACCGUAGGUGGCCGGUGGACUACAUGGCCCAGACGUUCAAUGGUGGCCGCGAUGGGACGACUGGCGGAGCGAGGACGAGUCUCUACGGCGAGCGGGAACAUAACCUCAGAGGCUUGACGUGGUUCUACAACUCCGGGUUUGGCCCCAACCUGUAUAGACGCUGGCUGGGUCUGAAAGUGAACAAUGACGGCGGAGAAGAAUUUGAGAAAACGCAGGACAAGAGCCGAGCUGGCUCCGGUGUCUCGGCCAUGGCUGGAGGUGAGGGGCGCAUGUGCCUACCUCCCAUGCUCCUACAUCCUGUCAAGGAGGUGGACAUUCCCAUCGAGGCUCCUCCGGAGGAGGAAGAAAUGGGCAAUGAAGUACCCGAAUCAGACCCCGACGCAUGA
This is a messenger RNA of Trichoderma reesei QM6a, 2478 nucleotides long. RefSeq lists its product as uncharacterized. The transcript has a single exon. NCBI's taxonomy places the organism in Eukaryota, Fungi, Ascomycota, Sordariomycetes, Hypocreales, Hypocreaceae. Bases 1 to 2478 code for a protein of 825 amino acids. The record is from RefSeq and is a predicted model, not a curated record.